Molecule: messenger RNA, 741 nt
Organism: Sungouiella intermedia
Lineage: Eukaryota; Fungi; Ascomycota; Pichiomycetes; Serinales; Metschnikowiaceae
Source: the annotation of a GenBank genome assembly
AUGGCUUAUUACCAGCAAAACGACGCUAACGCCGGCUUCUACCAGUCCAAUUACGGUCAGUCGUAUGGUCAGCCCGGCUUGGACACCAACAUGGGCUCCAUGAACGCCUCUUUUGGCGCCAGUUUCGAUGUAAGCGGCGACAUGGGAGGAGGAGAGUUGACCCCAGGUCUUUUGGCAGCAUUCAGCACUUCCGGAUACCCUGGAGAGCCUCCACUUUUGGAAGAGCUCGGCAUUAACUUCAAUCACAUCAAGGGCAAGACAUUAGCUGUGUUGAAUCCUCUCCAGAAAGACAUAAACCCAGACAUCAUGACGGACCUGGACUUGGCUGGUCCCAUUUUAUUUGUGUUGCUCUUUGGUACGUUGCUACUAUUGUCAGGAAAAGUGCAAUUUGGCUAUAUCUAUGGUGUGGGACUUUUUGGCGUGGUGAGUUUACAUUACCUUUUCCGUCUCAUGAGCGUGGAUGUGCAAAUCGACUUGACACGGUCGGCGUCGAUAAUUGGCUACUGUUUGUUGCCUCUAGUGUUACUAUGUGCUGUAGGGUUGGUUAUUUCGCUCGAUUCGAUGUUUGGCUACUUUUUGAGUGUGGUUUCGGUGUUUUGGUGCACGUACGCUGCAUCAGGGUUGUUUGUCACGGUGCUCAAGCUUCACAACGUGCGUCCAUUGAUUGCGUAUCCGUUAUGUUUGUUUUACUUUGUCUUUGCGUUGAUGGCUAUUUUUGUUGAGAACAAGAUGGGAGCUUGA